GAAAACCCUUGAACUCCAGUGCGCAAAGAAACCAAGCAUUAGAACCUAUCGUAUGCAUGGUAAAGCCCAUCGUAUGCACGGGAGCAAAGUCGACUUGCGCAAGACCGCCGGAAGAUGUGGAAAAGAACAUGCAAGAAGAGACGCUCACAAAAACAGGGACAACCGAGACCGCAAAACCAACAAAUCCAUGAGCCGCCGCGAGCAAAUGCCAAACCGAAAACCCUUUCCCAACCCGCAAAAAUGCAUGACAAGACGUUCCUCCUAAUUCCGAAUCCGGGAGAAACGUCGAAAAUGAUAACGGUGUCCGGGUGAUGAUUCUCACAUCAAUGGUGAAUCACACUCAGUAAAGAGGUAACCUAACCUCACAAUCUCCGCCCUUGAUGAUUUCCUUGGCAGCCAAGCACUUUGAACAAACCAAGGAGUGUCAUCGGCGAAGAACACGAAUCGUUGUAACCGUAUUAAAGGUAAAAUCUCCCCAUC
Messenger RNA from Amorphotheca resinae ATCC 22711, 480 nucleotides. RefSeq lists its product as hypothetical. The record is from RefSeq and is a predicted model, not a curated record. Bases 53 to 265 code for a protein of 70 amino acids. NCBI's taxonomy places the organism in Eukaryota, Fungi, Ascomycota, Leotiomycetes, Helotiales, Amorphothecaceae. The transcript has a single exon.